Molecule: messenger RNA, 990 nt
Organism: Hyaloperonospora brassicae
Lineage: Eukaryota; Oomycota; Peronosporomycetes; Peronosporales; Peronosporaceae
Source: the annotation of a GenBank genome assembly
AUGUCGGCCGUUCGUUCCCGUGACGUGACACCCGCCGCUGGCCAUUGGGACGUCGCGCACAUGCCGUCGCAACAGCACAAAGUGGCGAUCGUCACGGGCGCCAACUCGGGGAUCGGCUACGAAACAGCGCUCGCACUCGCCCGCAACGGCGCGUCGGUCGUCCUCGCGUGCCGCAACGCCGAGCGCGGGCGACAGGCCGAAACCGCUCUGCGCGCGGCUUUGGCUACUGCACCGGACGCCGGGCGUGUCGAGUUCUCCCCACUCGACCUGAGCGACUUGCGCAGCGUCAAAGCGUUCGCCGCCGCCUUCACGCGCCGCUACGCGCGACUCGACCUGCUCGUGAACAACGCCGGGAUCAUGGGCGGCGCGUUUCAGCGCUCUGCGGACGGCGUCGAGCGGCAGUUUGCCACGAACCACUUGGGGCACUUUGCGCUGACGGCGCACCUGCUGCCACUGCUCAAGCAGAGCGCUCCGUCGCGGGUCGUGACCGUCAGCAGUGUGCUGCACCGCUCGGCGGCUUCGUGGAACGAGGACGCGAUUGUGGUCACGACGGAAGACGCGUGCCAGGAGAUGGCCACCUACGGCGUCACAAAGCUCUGCAACGUGCUCUUCACGAAGGAGUUGGCCCGUCGACUGGCCGCCCAAGGCGUGACGGGCGUGACGGCCGUCGCGUGCCAUCCUGGAGUCACGGCCUCGAGCCUCGUGACGGUCGCUGCGAAGAGCAGCUCGAGCUGGUUCUGGUGGCUCGUGUUCCAGGUGACGGACUGGUGUCCGCGCCAGAGCUGCGCCAUGGGGGCGUUGCCCACGCUGUUGGCCGCGACGGCUCCGGGCGUCAAAGGCGGCGACUUCUAUGGCCCAAAGCACCUCAAGAUGUUUGGGGACCCCGUGCGAGAGGUCCCGAGUCGGCUCAGCGAGUCCACGUCCGGUGCAGCAAAGCUGUGGGCCCUGAGCGAACGACUCGCAAACGUGUCGUUUGAUGGACACAAGUAG